Penaeus chinensis is the source of this 689-nucleotide messenger RNA. Its product is annotated as larval cuticle protein LCP-14-like. Bases 1 to 612 code for a protein of 203 amino acids. The record is from RefSeq and is a predicted model, not a curated record. NCBI's taxonomy places the organism in Eukaryota, Metazoa, Arthropoda, Malacostraca, Decapoda, Penaeidae. Gene Ontology annotation, cellular component: chitin-based extracellular matrix. The transcript has 4 exons. Gene Ontology annotation, molecular function: structural constituent of chitin-based larval cuticle.
AUGGGUAGCACUGCCCAGUUCGAGAAGCAGGCAAGAGUCAACUCCUCCACUUCGAGGAAGAGGAAGGCGCCGCCGCAGCGAGCUGGUAGACACACAGGUACAGUAAGGCGGUCUGCAACCUCUCCCGACGGGUAUAUAAUUCAGAGCCUCUCACACGAUCGCCACAUAUUCCCACCAACGGCGUCCGACAUGAAACGCCAUGUAUUCCAGACACUACUCCUAGUCCUGGUGGCCGUGACUGCGGCAGACAAGCUGCCCUUCGCCAGCCCUCCCGUGGCCAUCCUGCGCAGCGCCCAGGCCAGCCCCGACGAGUUCGGCGCCCACAGCACUGAGUUCGAGGCCGAGAACGGCAUCGUGUUCCAGGUCGCUGUCUCCGAGGGCGUUGCGGGAGGCGCCAACGCGGCCGGCUCCUGGAGCUACCCCCUGGAGGACGGCAGCGUAGCGUCCGUCAGGUUCGUGGCCGACGAGAACGGCUUCCAGCCCGAGUCCUCCCUCCUGCCCGUGGCCCCCGCCUUCCCCCACCCCAUCCCCCAGUUCGUCCUCGACCAGAUCGAGUUCGCCCGCCUCGAGGACGAGGCCAAGGCUCGGGAAGGCAUCCUCAUCCAAGCUUAAGGAUUCAUUUAAUUAACAAGAUUAUAGCAUAAUAACUUCAAUUAUAUUAUUAUGACUGAAUAAAAACAUAUUUUUAA